UUAAUAUUUUUGCAUUUCAGCAAAAAAAAUAUUUUUUGUUUUAAGUGCUUUUGAGAUUAAUGGAAUCAUUUGCUCUACAUUCUCUGCGCAUAACGAGGAAUUUUUGGGAAACAAUUUACUUUACAGGCAUACGUAACUUCCAGCAGCCAAAUGGCAAGAAUCGGGCCCGACAGCAGGCGAAGCUGGAUCGUGGCUGUGGCCUGCUUCUUUGUACAGGUGCUCACCUUCGGCCUCACUGAAGCUUCUGGUCUUCUGUUUGUGGCCACCAUUGAGAAAUUCAGUUCCAGGAGGGAGCAGGCUUCACUUCCGUUUACCUUAGCUUACUGCGUCAGAAGUGCAAUAGGCCCUUUCGUAAGCUAUUUGGGACAAAAAUUUGGAAUUCGCCAAGUUACACUAUUUGGAGCUGUUUUAUCUGCUAUAUCUGUUGGCACUUGUUUCUUUGCAAAUGACAUCAUCGAUCUUACUCUACUGUGGGGAUUAGUAUUUGGCUUUUCGUUGGGAAUGGAAACUUCAAUGCUGAAUGUGAUUCUUAAUGAGCACUUUAUAAAGCACAGAGUGAAAGCAAAUGGUUUAAAUAUCUCCGGAGCAUCUCUGGGUACUUUGCUGUUGUCUCCCCUCAUCGAAAACUCAGUAGAAGCCUAUGGACUUUCUGGAACGUUCCUGAUUAUUGCUGGACUGAUGCUGAACAGCAUUCCAGCUUGUGUGGUGAUGCUGUUAAAUAUGCCAGCUGAGGAUGACCCAUCAUCCGAAAAUAAAUCACCUGAAGCUGAAAAUAAUAUUGACAUGAUAAAAUGUGAUAACAAUUCGCUGGCUGCGCUUUGUGAAAGUACAGUUAUUUAUAAAUCUAUAGAAAAGAAUAAUAAUGACAAAAAUACAAAGACUGACUGCCUAAUCGGGAGUUACAAAAAGAGAAACUCGGAUUUUUCAGAAAUAAAUAGAACUCCUUCAGUUAUACUUGAUGUAUCUCAACUACCAAAUGCAUCUAAAAAUUACAAUCACAUAGAAAACAAUUAUUAUCAUUGGUUCUUAAAAAUGUUUUCAUCAUCUUCCUCAUGUCAUAUCAAAUCAUACAAAGUUCAUGCAAUCGAUGUUCCUAAAAGCACUAUUCUCUCCCAUCCUACAUUAAACGGCGAAAUUCUUAAAAAGGAACCAAAAGUAAUCCAUCAAAAUGGUGAUCUACCGAACGGUCAUGCAUCAAAAGAGUUGUUAUAUGUAAAUAAAGUUGAUUGCGAGAACCAUCAUGAACCAUCAGUCAUCAAUGAUAUAUCAUCUGAAGCCUCAUCUUCGUCAUCAUCAAAAUGGAAAAUUUAUCUUUUAUUUUGCCAACCGAUUUACAUAGUUUUAGUUAUAGGCUCUGGCAUCUACUACUUUUCCAUAACAACUUUCUUGACCAUCAUCGUCGACCAUGCAACAGACAUUGGCAUAUCUUUGACGUAUUCUACGUACCUCGUCAUGUGGAUAGCUGUGUCCGACAUGUUCGGCUAUUUUACUUUGAGCUGGAUAAUUGAGCGUUGCAAAAUCUCUCAAAUUAAAUUCGCAGCCUUCAGUUACCUCGGUUUGUGUUUAAUAUGCAUUGCUAUAGUCUGGUGUCAGAACUAUAUUGUGCUGCUUGUCCUUAUUACUGUCUUUGAAUUUAGUCAGUGUGGGGUUAUCGUUCUGUGUGCUCCAAUUGUGGCCGAACUCAUAGAAGAGGAUCUUCAAGCAACUGCUAUUGCAUCAGUGACCAUUAUGUCUUCUCCAAUCACAAUGGCAAUAGCCCCAAUAAUAGGUUAUUUCAGAGACGGUGGAGGAUCUUAUGAUGGUGUUUUCUACGUCAUGAGCGCAGCCACUUUCUUCUGCUGCAUCUUAUUUCUGUUCUUGCCAAUACUGGAAAGGCGACGAGAUAGCCGAAGAUCCACAACCUGAGUUCUUACUAAAUCUCUCAAUGUGGCUUUAUAAGAGAAGAAUUUAGGAAGAAAUCUGAAUUAGAACUGAAGAUAACCCAAACUGGCAAAUUGUGGUUAUGAAACUGUUUUCUUUAUUCCGUAAUUGUUAUUUAGGCUAGUAGUCACCAACUGUAGCAAUAACGAUUCACUGAGGUAAUGAAUUAUCUGUAUAAGCAUGUUAGAGUCGGUUCGAAAAUUUUGAAGCAGAGGACUCAGUAUUUUCAAGUUCUGGCAGAACAAAGUCUAAAAAAUGAUAUAUUUCCAUGUAUUAAUGGCGAUAAAUAAUGAAAUAAUAUAUAUGACGACAUAUCACUUUACAAACAUUAAUAAAAAGAUUGGGCAAAAAAAUCCAUAAAAACUUUAAAAAUCUAUAAAGCCCGGAAAAGUAAGCAAAAUAAAAAGUGGUUUGCAGGUAAGUCACAGAAUUUUUUUUUAAGAUAAGGGGGGAAAAAAUAAAUAAAAAUAAAAAAGCCGAUAGGUGGCGUUUUGUACAUAAGUGAAAAAAAAUGGUCCGCAAAUAACAAAAUAAUGUUACCAAAUCACUUAUUAUGUAAUAUGUGUUCCAUGUCCACCACCACAGGUGAUAACACAUUGCAUUGUCUCAAAUCCAGCAACGGUAAAGUGCAGCAUGUCUGGCUGUAUACAAGACAGCUCUCGGCGCAUUAUAUUUUUUGAUUGCAAAAGGUUAGAUGAACGGGAUUGAUGCACCCGGGAUUUUAGAUUUCCCCAUAGCCAAAAAUUUGCUGGUGUCAGAUCUGGAGAUCCAGGAGGCAAUGGAAGGUUGACUUCUGAGAGCUUCCCAUGUACUGUUAGUCCUUGCAGCCAAUUGUGACGCUAAUGUUUCCAUUUCGGCUGCAAUGCGCCGAAUGUGUCUGCCUUAGACUUGGUCGUCCUGGUAAGAAUUUAUAAUCGCCUGUCUCAUUUGCAAAUUUUCAACUAAGUUAUUCGUAUCAGCGCCAUCUAUCGGCUGCUUUUUGUAUUUUUUCUUAUCUUAAAAAAAUUGCGUGAUCAACUAAAAAUUAAACCUGCAAAACCUGCAAACCUUUUGUUAGUUUUGGUUAUUUUUUUUUUUCAGUUUAUAUAAAUUUUUAAAGGUUUUACGGACUUUUUGACCACAUUGUUCAAAUCACUAACAUCUGAUUGAAAUUUGUCUCAUGCUGUGCUGUCACGUCAUUUUCUUUUUCCACCAGCAAGUUAUGGAAUGGAUUCAGAAUUAUGUCAGAAUUGUUCAUUUAAUGUGUUGUAU
Molecule: messenger RNA, 3171 nt
Organism: Argiope bruennichi
Lineage: Eukaryota; Metazoa; Arthropoda; Arachnida; Araneae; Araneidae
Exons: 5
Coding region: 151-1905 (584 amino acids)
Biological process (GO): transmembrane transport
Molecular function (GO): monocarboxylic acid transmembrane transporter activity
Source: RefSeq, a predicted model, not a curated record